Messenger RNA from Notothenia coriiceps (black rockcod), 1204 nucleotides. RefSeq names its product EMI domain-containing protein 1-like. Gene Ontology annotation, molecular function: extracellular matrix structural constituent conferring tensile strength. The record is from RefSeq and is a predicted model, not a curated record. Bases 26 to 913 code for a protein of 295 amino acids. Lineage: Eukaryota; Metazoa; Chordata; Actinopteri; Perciformes; Nototheniidae. Gene Ontology annotation, cellular component: collagen type V trimer. Gene Ontology annotation, biological process: extracellular matrix organization. The transcript is spliced from 11 exons.
UUUGAACUGUACCAGUUUCACAAACAUGAACAGCAGAAUAAAUGCCAUUGAAUCAAAGAUCCAGCUGUUAGAGGAGGAACGUUUAACCCUGCCAGUCAGCAGUUCACCAGAGGGCUCAACGGACAACGAGGUGGACGGACCCCAACCCACUCCCAUCGGACCUCCAUCGCACCUGCCACCAGGAGGCAGAGGACUCCCGGGGCCCAUCGGACCACCAGGGCCUCCAGGUUUCGCAGGACCCCCAGGUCUGGCUGGCAGAGCAGGCCUCUCUGGACCCAUCGGACCAAAAGGUGACAGAGGUCAGGCGGGCGUUAUCGGUCUCCGCGGCCCUCCUGGUCCCCCAGGUCCUCCGGAGCCGAGCUCCACUCCUGUGCGAGUGCGUGGUGACGUUUUUCACAUGGAAAAUCAAGAGACCCCCGGCCAUCCUACUCUCCCUGUUCCUCAGAUCGUAGUCGGGCCUCAGGGUCCAGCUGGUCCUGUCGGCCCCUCAGGCCCUCCAGGACUGAGAGGACCUGCAGGGAUACCAGGCCUGCCGGGAAAAGAUGGAAAAGAAGGGCUCCAAGGAAGGCAUGGGGAUUCUGGACCUAAAGGAGAUCCAGGGAUAAGGGGGCCUUCAGGAGUGUCAGGCGAGCUUGGCCGACCUGGAACACCAGGGCCAAAAGGAGAGCCAGGAGAGGGUUUGAGGGAGGGUGAGGCCAUGCAACAGCUCAGGGAGGCCCUGAAGAUCCUGGCUGAGAGGGUCCUGAUCCUGGAGCACAUGAUAGGCGUUCAUGAGAACUCUGAAGGUUCUGGGUUCGGCCGCAUUUCCGACCCCCUGUCUUUCUCAGCUAUUAAGACAAAGCGCCUUCAGCCGGAGCAAACCCCUCUUCUGGCUCCAGUACCGGGGGAGAGACAAAGAAGAACUCCUCUUUAAGAGUAUAUUCUAAUUGUGUACGUAUGUGUAUAAUUGUGAUGGAUGUGGCCAUUUGUUCUUGACUGGAACGCAGAGUUUUUGUUUAUACCAUGUUUCUUAUAUUAUCACAGUUUAUUGUCCCAUUAUUGCAUCUUUACAGCUGUAAAAACGGAGAGAUGUUGAUCAUUUCAUCAACAUGAAAGGCUUUAUUGAGCCUUUUUGACCCUAUUGCUGCAUGAUCUUCUAAUCUACUUAACCUUAGCAGUAUCACUUGUUCAAAUGUCAUACAAUAAAAUGUUAUUUCAUAAAAUG